AUGAGAGUACGUUUCCAUAAUACCAAUAAUAAACUUGUUUCAAAAUGGAAAAAACAUGGAGCAAGUUCAUCUAAUCCAUCUCGAACAAAACAUCGAGAUGCUGCUAAACUUCAACUUCUAGCAUCAUUACCAUCAUCGAAACAAUCAUUAGUUGAUAUUCAACCUUCAACAUCAAUAAAACAUGAGAUUGAUCGAAUAUCACAAUUUUCUAAGACAACAUUAGGAACAAGAGCAACGAAUGCAUCAAUGAUUCAAGUUAAUGCACGUGUUAUACAAACAUUACUCGAUCGUCAACCAGCUAAAAAUGAUCAACAACAAAUGAUUACUUGGUUAGAUGGUAUUUGUCGAGCAUAUUGUGCUUUUCAUCGUUCAGAUUCAGUGACAUGUCUUGGAUAUAUUUCAAAAUUAUUUGAAAUAUGUAUCAAUGAAUGUCUUCUUUCUGUUUAUAAACGCGUACAAACAAAAGCUACAACUGUUCUCAAAACAAUAAUAAAAACAAUAUUAAUACCUCAAAUUGAUACUUUACGUUCAAAUCCAUUAUUAAAACAAUUAUUUCAACUUGUUGAACAUGGUUUAACAUAUGCAUAUACAUUAUCAUGGAAUUGUGUUCUUCAUUUACUUGGUGCUAUGUUUUCAUUAAUGGGAAAAACUUAUUUUGAAUUGUGUCAAAAUUGUUUAUCAUCGUUAUCUGGUCUUCGUUCAACAAAAGAUUUUUCAUUUUUAGCUGAAUUAGAUUCAACUGUUGGUAAAGCAAUUCAAGUAUUUGGACCAAAAAAUAUUUUACAAGUAAUACCAUUAAAUUUAACUGGUACAAUAAAAGAUGUUCAAUUAGAUCAAUCAUGGUUAUUACCAUUAUUACGAGAUAAUAUCACACAUACUGAAUUAAAUCAUUUUGUUGCCUAUUUUUUACCAAUUGCAUUUCAAUUACAAACAACUGCUGAAAAUCUUCGUGAAAAAGGUGAUUUAACAAAUUCAACAGUAUUAUCUACAUUACAAGAUCAAAUUUGGUCAUUAUUUCCUGCUUAUUGCUCACAUGCAACAGAUAUUUCAACAAGUUUUAAAUUAAUUGCUAAAGGUAUUGGUACAUCAUUAACAAAACGACCCGAUUUAAGAAUAUAUCUAUUGGCUGGCUUAAGAAAUCUUAUAUCGAAAACUGAAGAUGAAUCUGAACAACAAGAAAUUGGCAAAUAUGCAAAAAAUUAUUUACCACUUUUAUUUAAUUUAUAUACAAGUGAAAAAUGGAGUGCAUCACGUGAUGCAGUACGUGCAAGUGUAUUUGAAACAAUAAAACGUUAUUUGACAAUUACAGAUCAUACAUUAUGUCAAACAUUUUUUGAUAAAAGUUUAGAAAAAACACAAAAUACAGAAACUGAUCAAACAACAUUGAUGUAUUUGUUGGAUAUCAUUUUAGCAUUAGCACCUUAUUUGGAUGCACAACGUUUAGAAUUAUUAGAAAAUAAAUUAAAACAAUUAUUUGCAAUGAAAGACGGAAGUGUAAAAAGAAGUGUACUGAAAAAAGCUUAUCGAAUUUUGGAAGAAUUAUGUACACGUUCGACGUUAACUAUUCAACAGUUUAUUGAUGAACGUCGUUCAAAAUUAUUACUUGAACAUCUCCUUGCAUCACUAACAAAAUCUCAAUCAGCUUUGAAAGGACCACAAAUUCGUUGUAUUUCAAGUUUACUUGAUAUGCCAACUAAUCAAACAAUUCCAACGUUAAAACAAAUUAUACCACAAACUGUCCAAUGUCUUCAUGAAAUCAAUGGAAGAACAAGACAUGAUGCUUAUAUAAUUAUUAUUAAAUGUACACGUCUUUGGACAACACUUAGUGAAAAAUCAUUUAUUGAUUCAUUGACUGAUUUCUUUCAUUUUCUAAUGGCCGGUCUUAUUAGUCCACAUUCACCAUCAAUGUCAUCAGCAACUUUACUUGCUAUAAGUCGUUUAUGUCUUGAAUUUCGAGAGAAUUUAGCUGGAACCAUUGUUGAUGAACUUAUAUCAACAUUAAUACUUGUUCUUCAAUCAAAAGAAAGACAAGUUGUUCAAGCAGCUUUAAGUUUCUGUCGUGUUUUACUCAUUAUUGUUAAUGAAACGACUCUAUCAAAAUAUAUUGAACAAUUAGCUCAUUCAUUAACAAUCAUGCGUGAAGAAAAUAAUUUUACAUAUCGUUCAAAACUCAAAUUAAUUUUACAAAAAUUAAUCAAAAUAUUUGGGUUUGAAUCUUUACGUGAUCUCUUUCCAGCUAGUUUUCAUCCUCAAUUAUCUUAUAUAAAUAAGAUGCAUGUUCGUAAAGAACGUCGUCGUAAAGGUACAUCAACUAUUGGUCAAAGUGUUAUAACAAAAGUUGAUGAUGAAGAUGAAUAUGUUGAUGAUAAUGAAACAACAUUUACUGUUAAACCAAAACUUACUAUCGAUCAAUUACUUGAUGAUUCCGAUGAUGAUGAACAACAUCUUGGUAGAAUAGAUGAUGAUCGAACAAUUGCAACAGCACGAACAACAGCAAGUACAAAACGACGACGAGAAAAACAAUCAAAUUUAUGGAUUAAAGAAACUGAUGAUGGUAAUCCGAUUGAUUUAACUGAACCAACAGCAGCUAGAAAUAUCUAUGCAACAAAACCUUUAACAACACGUGAAACAGAAGCAAUGAAAAAAGCAGCAAGAAAUAAACGAAAUAAUUCAGGUUUUCGUACUGCACCUGAUGGUCGUAUUAUAAUCGAUGUUGAUGAUGAUGAAGGUAAUCAACAACAAGAACAAGAAUCUGAUGAUGGUGAUGAUUUAAAUCGAGAAGAUAUUAAAGAUUUAAUGGAAACAUUAUCAUUAAGUCAACGAGCAAAAAAUAAACGAAAACGUACUUUUGACAAUGAUGAUAAUGAUGAUGACGAUCACGAUGAUUAUCAAUAUAAUGAUAAACAAAGUCAAAGUGUUCAUUCAAAAUAUCGAGCCGGUGGUGGUGGUAUUCAUCGUCAAUUAAAUCAACCAGCAAAACAAAAACAACGACCAGGAGAUGCUUAUAAAACUAAACGUGGUACGGGUGGUGAUCGAAAAUUAGCCAAUAAACAUGAUCCAUAUGCUUAUAUCAAACUUGACUUUAAUGCUUUGAAUAAAAGAAAACGAGGUAAAUUCAAAGGUCAAUUUGAACAAAUCGUUGGCGCAGCUAAACGCGGUGCAAAUCGUGGUGCUAAAUUAGGCGCAAAAGAACGAUAUCAUAAAAAGAAUGUGAAACGUUUGAAAAAUUAA
Adineta steineri is the source of this 3231-nucleotide messenger RNA. Lineage: Eukaryota; Metazoa; Rotifera; Eurotatoria; Adinetida; Adinetidae. The record is from the annotation of a GenBank genome assembly.